Messenger RNA from Tigriopus californicus, 768 nucleotides. It is a transcript of the gene Hsc20, whose product is annotated as iron-sulfur cluster co-chaperone protein HscB-like. Lineage: Eukaryota; Metazoa; Arthropoda; Copepoda; Harpacticoida; Harpacticidae. The record is from RefSeq and is a predicted model, not a curated record. Gene Ontology annotation, cellular component: mitochondrion. Gene Ontology annotation, molecular function: ATPase activator activity; protein-folding chaperone binding. Gene Ontology annotation, biological process: protein complex oligomerization; [2Fe-2S] cluster assembly.
AUGCUAUCCCGGCGACUCCUCGCUGUUCGUGGAUGGAGACGAGCCUAUUCGUCCCAAGGGAAGCCCUCGGAAUGCCCACAUCCCAGUUCAUGUCCUAUGGACCAGCCACAGGAGCAGAAUCAGGUCCAAGUUGCGUGCUCAAAGUGCUUCCUUCUUGCCCAAGUUCCGUCCAGUCUGAAUCAUUUUCACUUGUUCAGUCUCUAUGAGACUUUCGAUGUGGAGCAGAAGGUGCUGUCCUCGAAAUUCAAGGCUCUUCAGAACGUGCUUCAUCCGGAUCGGUUCGCGGGUAAAUCCGAGGAUCAAGCCAUACUCGCCGAUUCGUGGUCCUCCGCCGUGAAUGAUGCCUAUCAAAAUUUAUCCAAGCCUUUAACACGGGCAUUAUAUCUACUUGAGUGCAAAGGACAGCCAGUGCAAGAAGGGGAUGCCCAAGUUAUGGACAACGAGUUUCUCAUGCACAUCAUGGAGGUCAAUGAAGAGCUCGAUGAGGUGGAUAGUCCCGAGGAGUUGGCUAAAUUGGCCAAGACUAAUCUGGAUGUCCUGCAGGAUUACUUUGAGCGAAUUAGUCAUGCCUUUCAAACGGACAAAGUGGAGCAAGCCCGAGAACUAGUCAAAGAAAUGACGUAUUUCUGUAACAUCCACGAAAAAGUGAAGGCCAUAGAAACCAAGCUCGGACUAAGGAAUUAGAUGAAAGGAAAUAAAGAGUCUCAUACCAAGUCAUAAACCAAAUGAUCCUCAAACAACUUCAAUAGACUGAGUAAUUCAUUCUAG